Molecule: messenger RNA, 2014 nt
Organism: Brachypodium distachyon (stiff brome)
Lineage: Eukaryota; Viridiplantae; Streptophyta; Magnoliopsida; Poales; Poaceae
Product: beta-glucosidase 31
Exons: 13
Coding region: 161-1708 (515 amino acids)
Biological process (GO): carbohydrate metabolic process
Molecular function (GO): beta-glucosidase activity
Source: RefSeq, a predicted model, not a curated record
AUACGCAAAGCCUUUUGUUUACAGUCGGAGUCAAACAACGAAAACACAUCGAUCAAUCGAUCCAGCUAGCUAGCUGCUGCUGGGCUGGGCUGGGCUGGGCUGUUCGUCAGCCGGCCGGUGCGCGACAAGGCGCAGCCGCAGCAGACCGCCGCCACGAUCGAUGGCGCAGACCGCCGCCGCCUUUGUGUUCCUCCUCCUUGCCGCCGCUGCGUCGGCGGCGGCCGGGAAGAUCACCAAGGACGACUUCCCGCCGGGGUUCGUCUUCGGCACCGGCUCCUCCGCUUACCAGAUUGAAGGUGCGGUUGCAGAGGAUGGAAGAAAACCUAGUAUCUGGGACACGUUCACACACUCAGGCUACUCUAUCGAUGGAGCGACCGCUGAUGUAACUGCAAAUCAGUAUCAUAAGUACAAGGAAGAUGUAAAGCUUUUGAGCGAGAUGGGCGUCGAUGCGUACAGAUUUUCGAUCGCCUGGCCUCGGCUUAUUCCUGAUGGUCGAGGAGCUGUCAACCCCAAGGGACUGGAGUACUACAACAAUCUAAUUGAUGAGCUCCUGAGCUAUGGAAUUCAGCCUCAUGUAACGAUAUAUCACUUUGACUUCCCUCAGGCUCUUCAAGACGAGUACAAAGGGAUGCUUAGUCGUAGAUUCAUAGAAGACUACACAGCGUAUGCAGAGGUGUGCUUCAAGAACUUUGGCGAUAGAGUGAAGUACUGGAGCACUGUCAAUGAGCCGAACGUCGAGCCGAUUGGCGGAUACGAUCAGGGAAUACUCCCACCACGGCGAUGCUCAUUCCCCUUUGGUACCCUCAGUUGCGACCAAGGCAACUCUACCACAGAACCAUACAUCGUAGCACACCAUCUUCUGCUUGCACAUGCCUCAGCAGCGUCCCUGUAUAAAGAGAAGUACCAGGCCAAGCAAGGAGGACAUAUUGGACUCACAUUGCUUGGCUGGUGGUACGAGCCUGCGACGCAGACACCCGAGGAUAUAGCGGCAGCUGGAAGGAUGAAUGAUUUCCACAUUGGAUGGUAUAUGCAUCCAUUGGUGCAUGGAGAUUAUCCCCCAGUGAUGAGGAAGAAUGUUGGGUCCAGGCUACCAUCGUUCACAGCUGAAGAGCUAAAGAGAGUGCACGGUUCAUUCGACUUCGUCGGUUUCAACCACUACAUCGCUAUAUAUGUGAAGGCUGAUCUUAGCAAGCUGGAUCAGCCAUUGAGAGAUUAUAUGGGAGAUGCAGCCGUGGCAUAUGACAUGCCGUUUCUGAACUCAAAGAACAAGCCGUUCCUGUUCGGGUUGAAAAGUGACAUCAUGACGUCGACGCCAUGGGCUCUGAAGAAAAUGCUGGGGCAUCUGCAGUUGAAAUACAAGAACCCGGUGGUCAUGAUCCACGAGAACGGAGCUGCGAGCAUGCCUGACCCCUCGGGCGGGAACACCUACGACGACGAGUUCAGGUCGCAGUACCUGCAGGACUACAUCGAAGCCGCGCUUGAAUCCAUCAGGGACGGGUCGAACUUGCAGGGCUACUUCGUGUGGUCGUUCCUGGACGUGUUCGAGUACCUCUUCGGCUACCGUAUGGGCUUCGGCCUCUACGGCGUCGACUUCGGCUCCGAGGCGAGGACGAGGUACCAGAGGCACUCCGCCAAGUGGUUCGCCAGCUUCCUCCGCGGCGGCGAGCUCAGGCCGGUGGCGCUGCCCGGCAAGGCCUACUCCCAGUGAUUCUCAUCUUCUUCGCAACGGCUGGAGACUGGAGAUGGUCCGCGAGGAUAUGCACGAAUAAUGAAGCCUGGAAAGUUGGGUCGUGAGCUGAGAAUGAGAUGAUGGUAGUAAUGUCACGUUGCUUUUCUUUUUUUCUUUUCUUUUUUGGGAUGGGAGGUUGGAUUUUGAUUGGCCAGUAGAGAUGAUAUAUAGGGGAUCUGGUGUAUGCUGCGUUCGAUUCGAUUGUUCCGAAAGUGUAUGUUUAUGUGGAUGUAUGUUCUGAACAUAUUAAUGUCUAUGCUGCUUCUUUAUGCUGCUUUUGAUCGA